Lucilia sericata (common green bottle fly) is the source of this 2825-nucleotide messenger RNA. It is a transcript of the gene FipoQ, whose product is annotated as F-box/LRR-repeat protein fbxl-1. Lineage: Eukaryota; Metazoa; Arthropoda; Insecta; Diptera; Calliphoridae. The coding region runs from base 517 to 2055 and encodes 512 amino acids. Gene Ontology annotation, biological process: SCF-dependent proteasomal ubiquitin-dependent protein catabolic process; positive regulation of protein ubiquitination. Gene Ontology annotation, molecular function: protein binding. Gene Ontology annotation, cellular component: SCF ubiquitin ligase complex. The transcript has 8 exons. The record is from RefSeq and is a predicted model, not a curated record.
UUACAACGGAAAUAUUUAUUUUAUUUUGCCAAAAAUGAAAAUAAACUCAGUUGUGCGGGUAUUGCAGUGAGGUACACAUCAUCACCUCCAUCAUAAGGAAAAAAAUCAAAAACCAAAAACGUCCGGCUAGAUAAAAUAUAAAGAAAAUAACUUAUGCAAGGCCUAGAAAUAUAAAAAAACCAAUUAGUUUUUUUUAAUAUAAAAGAAGUGAAACAAAAUUAAUAAUAAUUACAAAAAUAACUAUAAACUUAAAUAUUAUUUAAACAAAAAAUCAAGGUUGUUAUCCAAAAUACACUUUGCUUUACGAAAAAGAAAAAAUUCAAAGCAAUUUCAAAACCAACAACUGUUAUUGUGAAUGUACAGCACCUGCAACACCACAAUUUAGGAAAAGUAAAUGUUUGGCGUAUGUGUCUUGGCCUAAAAUAUUUACAAAUUCUUUAUCAAUUAAACAAAUCUACCAAACAAAUUUCAUUUAUUUAAUUGAUUUCCAUUUGAAAAAAAAACUAAAAACAAAACAUGGAUAAUUGGAAUGUUUUGGCAGCACAAACCUCUUCAUCGGCCAUAGGAAGAGAUGACAUAAAUAUACAAUCGAAAGAGAAACUAACAAUUGAAAAAUUACCGGAUAAAGUAAUUCUGCAAAUCUUUUCGUAUCUCUCACAUCGUGAAAUAUGUCGUUUGGCCAGAGUAUGUCGUCGUUGGCGUAAAAUUGCCUACGAUACUCAACUAUGGAAAAAUGUCUCCUUAAGACCAGAAAUUUCUGGUUUGCAUGUGGGUUCAUUGGAAUCUUUACUUUCGCUGAUUUCGGUGCGUUUUGGUCCCACUCUACGCUAUAUAGAAUUACCCAUCGAAUUGAUUACACAUACUGUACUGCAUGAACUGUCAUCCAAAUGUCCCAACUUGACACAUAUGCUUUUGGAUUUCUCCACUGCCAUGCAACUUCAUGAUUUCAGUGAAAUGCAAGCUUUUCCCACCAAGUUGCGUUACAUGUGCAUUUGUCUGUCAGAAGUCAUCUUUAUGGAAGGUUUCAUGCGUAAAAUUUACAAUUUCAUCAAUGGUCUAGAGGUGUUGCACUUGAUUGGUACCUAUGAGAAGUGUGAGGAGGAGGAAGAGGAAAUUUAUGAAGUUAUCAAUGUUCACAAGCUGAAGUCGGCCACUCCUAAUUUGCGUGUCAUCAAUUUGUAUGGCAUUAAUUUCAUUGAUGAUUCUCAUAUUGAUGCUUUCAGUUCCAAUUGUAUUCAACUGGAAUGUUUGGCGGUAAAUUUCUGCAAUAAAGUUACUGGUUCCACUUUGAAAACUUUGAUACAACGUUCUAAACGUUUGACCUGUUUGCUAAUGAAUGGCACUAGCUUGAAAUCGGAGUUUGUUAUGCAGGCUGAUUGGGAUAAGUGCGCUUUACAGGAACUGGAUAUUACUGCCACAGAUUUGUCCACUGAGUGUUUGGUGGACAUGUUGACACGUAUACCUAAUUUGAAAUUUUUAUCAGCUGGUCAAAUUAAUGGUUUUAAUGAUACCGUUUUGAAACAAUGGAUGGAAUCGGGCAUGACUAGAUCUUUAAUUUCUUUGGAUUUGGACUCUUCGGAUAAUAUUACAGAUGAUGCUUUACAAAAGUUUUUAACACGUCAUGGCCAGCAAUUGGCCGCCUGUUGCCUUUCUGGUAUGCCUCAUAUUACCGAUCAAUUAUGGAUGAGUGUCUUGCCGGUUUUAUCUAAUGCCAAGAUUAUUGUUAUGGGUACUGCUGAAAAACUGGGUGUCAAUAUUCAUGUUGAUCAGUUGAUGGACACGAUUGCUUCCAGCUGUGGUAAUUUGGAGCGUUUGGAAUUGAGAUGGGAUCCUGAUAACUUACGUUUUUCGGACAAAAGUCAAAAGGCCAUUGAUUUAUUGCGUGUGAAAUGUUUGAAAUUGCGUUGCAUGGUCUUGAGUGAUGGUCGUUAUUAUGAAACGGUUAAGGCCAACUUUGAACGUGCUGAUCGUGUAACUGUAGUACGCACCACCACCUGUUGCCGUGUUUCACCAUAUCAUUUACUCAGUAAUUACAAUGAUUUGAUCUUUAAUUAAUCAUAUCGAACAAAAAAAGAAUUUAACGAAAUAGCAAAAACUACUUGCUAAAUGACAAUUAUAUAGAGAAAUUAAACGAAUUUAUUAAUUUUUUUUUUGUUUGUUUUUAAUAAUAAUUCAUUAUUUUUUAAUAUUUCCAUCCUUAUAUAUUUUUUACAAUAAUAUGAAUUUACUUGUUUCCGUUAGUUGAUUGGGAUUUGUUUGUGAGUCUAUUGAGAGCAGGGAGAGGGGUUGAUGAAAUGUAGUUGUAAUACGGGAUGUAUUCGUGUUUAUAUUACUUCGUUUUACAAAAUUAUUUCUAAAACUUUUACGCUGUUCUGGUUACAUCUCUACUCGAUAUACUUUGUUUAAAUUUAGCUUUUAUUUCUAUGUUUUUUUUAUAUUUUAUUUUGUUAUUUUUGUGUAAUUGAUUAAAAAAUAUACAUUGCUAAUGUUGUUUGUUUAUGUUCUGCUUAAGAUUUCAUCAUGAUCAGACUUCACAAUAUUUUCUUUGUUAUUUUGUUUUUAAUAAUAAUUUUAUUUAUAUUUUAGUUUAUUAUUUAAAUUAAUUAUAUUUUAAUUGUUUUUAAACCAUACAACACAAUUACAAUAGAAGUUGGGGGGCAGGGUUUGUGGAGAGAUGAGAGAAAUACAAUUUUUGUUUUAAAUAUUUUCUAAAAAUCCAGCUGCCUUUAGUGUUAUUAAAUGUUAAAAGUGUCUUUUAAAGAAUGCUGUUUAGAAACUCAUUAUGUUUUUAAUAAAAUUAACUUAUUUUGAAAUAAAGCUCUAAA